AUGGAAACUGGACUAACAAAGUCCCGUCCUCCUCAGGUGUCUUGGAUCUGGGAACCUGUUGAUGGCCAGCGGGACAACAUCGCCGUGUUCCACCCGACGUACGGGCAGAGCUUUCCCAACCCGGCUUUUCGAAAUCGAGUCAUUUUCCUCCAGAACAGCUUGGAAAACCCGUCCAUCAGGAUUAAGGACCUGAGGAUGUCGGACGCCGGCCGCUACACCUGCGAGUACGCCACCUACCCCUCGGGGAACGAGCAGGGGACCACCACACUCACCAUGCUGGCUAAGCCCAAGAACUCGGCCAAAGUCGUGACAGUCCAGGCCAGCCGUAAGUCAGUGGUGGUGGCCCAGUGCGAGGCGGUGGACGGGAAACCAGCGGCCACCAUCAAGUGGCUGGCGUCAGUGGGAGGAAAUCAUUCGACGACCACCAUGAACGGGCCGGACGGCACAGUGACGGUUCGGAGCGAGUACCGGCUGGUCCCCACAGCGGCGGAUAACGACAGGGAGGUCACCUGCAUGGUGGAGCAGAGGACGCAGGAGCGGCCGUGGGCUCAGACGCUCAGACUUUCUGUGGAGUACCCCCCAACCGUGUCCAUAGACGGCUACGACAACAACUGGUACGUCGGCCGCUCCGACGCCGUGCUGCUCUGCCUGGCCAACGCCAACCCUGCACCCAACGUCACCUGGACCUCGACUUCUGGCCGGUUGCCAGACACGGUGGAGGUUGACGACAACCGGCUGACGGUGAGGAAGGUGGACUACGCCGUCAACACCACCUUCAUCUGUGAGGUCAGGAACAAGCACGGCGCCAGCAGACACCAGCUCACCACGUUCGUCAUCGAAGCCUUGGAGGAUCCGUCCAGCUCCGGCGUCGUGGCAGGCGCCGUCAUCGGCUCCCUGCUGGCCCUCCUUUUGGUCGUGACUCUGGUCGCAGUCCUCCUGACUCGCAGCCGCCGGCAGCAGAGGCGUGGCUUCCCCAGCAGCGGGGACUCCCUUGCCACGGGAAGCAGCGGUGGCAGCAACGGCGCGGACUAUGGCAACAAAGCCCGCCUGCUUUUCAGCGGCGCUGGGAAUGGUGGCAAGAACGGAACGGGCGCCAACAAUAAUGGGCCCAUCUACACAUAUCGGGAGGGCUGCGACGCCACAGGGACGCUAACGGAAAACCCCAACUUCCACCACCAUCUUCACCACGCAUCUACCAGCAACCCACCCACCGCCCACGACAUCCUCCUCUGUGGAGACAUGGAUGAAGCAGAGAGGAGGAAGUUUGAGCUCAACGACAGCAUGGAGGAAGAAGAGGAGCGAUACGAUCGGUUCGUAAACGUCGGGGGAGGCGUGAACAUGUUGCCUCCGGCGUAUCAUCCCCACAGAGGUCACGGUGGCGAAGCGGAGAUGGACGUGUACCUCGAUGAUGAUAUGGAGUCCCAGAGAGACGGCUCAGUUAUUUCCCGAACUGCCAUUUAUGUCUGA
Messenger RNA from Nematolebias whitei (Rio pearlfish), 1467 nucleotides. RefSeq names its product PVR cell adhesion molecule related 2 like (gene pvrl2l). The transcript has 6 exons. Bases 1 to 1467 code for a protein of 488 amino acids. The record is from RefSeq and is a predicted model, not a curated record. Lineage: Eukaryota; Metazoa; Chordata; Actinopteri; Cyprinodontiformes; Rivulidae.